AUGCAUUGCAGGUUUCUUUGUUAUCUGGCCACGGCUCAAUGGGCCCUUGGGCUUCAAGCUGGAGCAGAAUCGACAAAAACUCCGGACUGUAAAGCCUUCCCAGGCAAGGCUACCUGGCCAGCUCGUCAGCAGUGGGACAGACUGAAUGCGACUAUAUCAGGCCGUUUGAUUAAACCUCUGGCUCCAGCGGGUGUCUGCCAUGCCGAACAACCAAACUUCAGCAAAGAUGCGUGUGAAGCCCUUGGGCAAGACUGGACAGGAUACAAUUUUCAUCUAGAUGAUCCUGUGUCGAUGAUGUUCGCAAACUGGGCCAAUAGUACCUGCACACCCGACACUUCCAAGCCAUGCACAAAGGCUGGCUACCCGGCGUAUGUGGUGAACGCAGAGUCAGCAGAGGAUGUCAAAGCUGGAAUAGAUUUCGCACGAGAGAAGAAUGUACGACUGGUCGUCAAGUCAACUGGUCAUGAUUUUCUUGGACGAUCUAUUGCGCCGGGGAGUUUAUCAAUCUGGACGCGACAUCUGAGAUCAAUUACUUUCCACAAAGGGGAGUACAAGCUAAGUGGAAGUGACACUGUCAUCCAAGGCGAUGCUGUUACCGCUGGAGCUGGUGUUGGCAUGUAUGAGCUUUAUCAAGCCAUGGAUAAAUAUGGAAAGGUUGUGGUUGGAGGUGGUGCUCAGACCGUUUCAUUAGGGGGCUAUCUGACUGGUGGUGGCCACAGUCCUCUUGGCCUUCAUUAUGGACUUGGAGCGGACAAUGUCCUCGAAAUGGUUGUUGUUACCCCUGCUGGGGAGAUUCUCACCGUGAACGAGGAGCAGAGCCCGGAUCUUUUCUGGGCUUUGCGGGGGGGCGGAGGUUCGACUUUCGGAGUUGUCAUCUCCUACACCAUUCGAGCAUAUCCCACACCUCAAGUUCAACACACACUUGUAUUUACAAUCAUCCCCUCAAACUCGUCUCGGCGUAACGAGUUCAUGGGAUUCAUGAUGGGAAAAGUCCCCGAGUUGAUGGAUUCUGGGCUUUCAGGCCUCUGCAUCGUGGACCCGGAUGGGAAAACCUCAGACGUGUAUAAUCUCCCAGCCAACAUGUCCAUGUUUGCAGGUUCACUCACGCUCUUGGAUCGGGGCCCUGAUGAUUACAUUACUCUCCUUGAUCAAUUGAACUCUACGCUGCAGGAACGCUUUGGGGGAGAAGCUUCACUUGUGGCGGAAAAGCCAAAAUCAUAUGGGACCUUUCUGGAAUGGUUCUCCUUGCAGACAAACCUGCAACCUGGCCGCACGUUCCUCAUAGAAUCGUGGUUGCUUGACCGAGAUACCCUCACAAACAACCCGGAUGCCCUUGUCGAAGCUGUGACAUCUGCGGCCAAGCCCGCACGUACCAUAUACUUCUACAACUUUGCUGGUAAGGGUGUUCAGGCGGCCAAGCCUCGAGGUGGCUCGACUGCCAUCCACCCUGGCUGGCGAAAGGCAUACACCCUGGCGAUUUCUGAUGUGGAAUUUGACCCAUAUAGCGAGACAUCCGAAAUGGAAAUCGCUCACAGCAUGAUUGAGGCGUACAAGCCACUUCGAGAGCUGGCCCCGGGGAUGGGUUCCUACCAUAACGAGGGCAUGAUUUAUGAUAAGAGCCCAGAUGAAACUUUUUGGGGAGACAAUUACGAGCGUCUCUUGGAAAUCAAGCGCUCGAUAGAUCCGGAUGAUGUUUUCUGGUGCACUCCAUGUGUGGGAAAUGACAGAUGGGAACAAAAGGAAAAUGGCAUGCUUUGCAAAUUGUAG
Clonostachys rhizophaga is the source of this 1767-nucleotide messenger RNA. NCBI's taxonomy places the organism in Eukaryota, Fungi, Ascomycota, Sordariomycetes, Hypocreales, Bionectriaceae. The record is from the annotation of a GenBank genome assembly.